GGGGGGAAAGGGGGAAAAUAAGUCCUUUGCAUGGCAGCUGGAACGAGCUCUAUGCCUGGGCACAGAGCGGCGCAAAAGGAGAAGCUGGGAGCUCUCAAACUCCUGCGUGCUGUAAUGAAAUAGGGCAAAAAUGCAGUUUCAAGACUAAUGCAAUUUUGUCAGCUUUGAACUUGGGACUCCCCUGAGAAAAGAAUUCUACGUCAUCUCUCUAAUAGGAAGAAAAGAUGGGGAGCUCAGCAAGCAUUCUGUGCGCUGGCAGGAUCCAUAAAGUGCUGGCGAGCACAGCAUGAGUGAUGCACACUGCUGUGGCCCGCUAAUGUGAUGAUGUAUGGCACCUGCGGGCUGCCAGCACUGCUGAUCAAAGCGCAGCGCAGGGAUCAAUCUCUAAUCAGAGCAGUUGUGGAGGGCCGGAGGAAAGUGAUCAAAAGACCCCGGGACCCACUGCUUUGACAGGAAACCAAUCAGACUCUGUGCACAGUACAGGAAAUUAUUUGCUCUGUGUGAGAGGAGAAAUUGCUCCCUCUGCCCCUUCCUGGCUUACCUGACAUCUGGGGAAUUUAGGGCACCACUUUGUGAGAAAAGGAGCUUGGUACUGGUAGACUAAAAUCUGGUACUUCUAUGCCAUGGUCUGCUCAAUCUGUGUGAGUGCAGCAAGAUGCCCAGAUGCCAUUGUUCUGCUUCAAAUUUGUUAGCCCAAAACCUGCUGUGGGGUCGGUCUUCCAUAGGAGUGCUUGGUAAUGCAGGGCACGGCACAAUGGCAGGGAUCCAACAGAGAGGUGUGAGAAGUGGAUAGUGCAAACAGAACUUGUGUAAGUGGGCAUAAGUAUACAUGACAGCAUAAGCUGGAUUCCCUUCACGUGCAGCCGAAGUGCAUCUGCCUUGGGUCAGGCUUCAACUGGUUUGCAGUGCGAUUUGGCAUGCUGUGAGGUACAGUCAGUGCCUCUUAUAGUAAACACGAAUCCAGGAGAUUUAAGUGCCAUGGAACUGUAUUCUCUGGUAGUUCAUACUUAAAACAAUCCAGGUUCUUGUUGUUGUUUACUUGAGAUCUGUUUUCUAGUUGUUCAAUUACAAAACUUUUCUUGUAAAUGAGUACAAGUUUAAGUGCGACUAAGUACCAACUCCUGAUUUUUCUUCCCUGAUUUUAAUUAUUUGGGAGAUCAGCAACACUGGUCAAACCAGUUCUUACUUGGUUUAAUUAGAGCAGUUUUUACACUCUACUGCAACCUAAAGAUUGUAUAGCUUUUAGCUAGAGGCAGGUUAAAGCUGCCUGGAGUUGGAGAAUGAGAUAUUGCUGUUCAUGUGCCAAAUAAUCAUUGGUCAGCAGAGAGGGAGCUUUUUCAUUCACGCAGUCUACAAAUAAAAAAUCUGUCCUCUACUUGGCCACGCAGCAGUUUUUACAAGUAGUUCUGUUGCGAUGUGGAUUACAGUGUUACUCAACUCCAUGUGUGGAUGAUGUAGCUGGUGGGUCAAGGUGAUACUAAAUAUGUCUAUGACCAAUUAUUAAAUCAAUGGGACUAUUUGUGUUACAGAAGGUAAGCAGUGCUUAUGGACUUUCCUUUUAAUAAGUGGAGUUUUUUUUUUUUUUUUUUUUUUUUUUUUUUUUUUUAGUAGCUAAAUGAGCGUUAAUGUCAGAAUUGCUGUUGUACUCAAUUGGGCUUAUUUGUGAAAUGAAAGAGUACUUAAGUACUCCUGUUUCUGUAGCAUGACAUUUUAGGUGGUAAUUUCCUAGGGAAAGUAUUUCUUUGUAUUUGUAAAUUAGGUAUUCUUUAAGCACAACCUUUGGCUAUUACCUCCUGGGAAUUCAAUGUGAUGGGCCUUACAAGGCUGCUAUAGCUCCAUUUGAAGUGACUUAUAAAUACCUCAUUUUUGUUGGACUUCUGUGAUGGUCAGAUUUCCCUUAAUAAAAGAUUUAUUUGUAAACUCUGCUUAACAUUAAAGGAGUUUUUUUUUUUUUCUUGGGGGGGUAUCUUCAGUGUUUUCAUUUGCAACUCAACUGAGUAAAUACUCAUCUGAAGGGUCAAAGACCAUUUUCUAGAGUAGUAAGUGGUGUGUGCACUGAUGACUCCCAUUUAUUUACAUGGAUUUCAUUUCAAAAAUACUUUGUUAUGCCAAAAAAAGAGAUUAUGCUUGAAUGGAUCUUCAGAUGUAGAUGGCUUUGUCAGUUCUCAUAUGACUGUCUGAUGCAUUUCUUAUGAUUUUUUUCCAUAUUGUAACAAGGAGUCAAAAGAAAGGCAUCUUAGUUUCCUUUGGGGGAACAAAACUCAAUCUCUUGCAUACUGAAUUCGAUUACUUGGAUGGUUUACUUAUUUCUUUCUGUUAUUGUUCUGUGCACUUCUCAUUAUACUUUUCUAUACUAUCUUUCUGUAAUAGUAUCUUCAGCUUGUUUCUGUAAUUUCAACAGUGUCUGAGGGAGCUUUUGGUGGUGUAUUUAAUGAGAAUGACUUAACUCUGGUGGCCCGAGUGUAUUUCCUUAUGUGAUACUGUUAGUUUAGGUUGCAUUUAAUUGCAACAUGAGGUGGUAGGAGAAACUAAAUUAUUCUUCCUUGGCUGUUUUACAGAAGAUAAUGAUAAGUGCUUAUGGUAACUUUACUAAGCUACAGAAGUCAUAUGUUACAAUUUCUAUAAGAAAUAUAAGGAUGUCUUUUACAUAAAAUAAUGUAAGUUCAGGUGCUGUAAGCAGUGAACUGUAUAGCUAAUGUGGUAUGUACAUUUAGAAAGUAGUAAUGAAUGAUUUCAGAAGGCUGAGGAGCUGAGGUCAAGUAGCAGUUCACCAGUACCAAUUAGUUACUAUUACCAGUACCAAUUACUAAUUUUUCUGCAUUCAGUUUCAAGUGAGAACCCCAGGAUGGCUGAGGCUGGCAAAGCCCACCGGGUGCAUCAGGCUAAGCCCCAGCUGUGGCAAGGACCACCCAGAGCAGCUGUCCAGGCCCAUGUCUGGGCAGCUUUGGGAGUGACUCCACAGCCUCUCUGGGCAGCCUGCAUGCAGAAGUGCUUUCUAAUGUUUAAAUACAAUCUUUUCCAGUUUGUGCUGAAAAGAUCCUGUUUCUGUUGUCUUUGCACCCUCCCUUUGGAUAUUUGUACACGUGAAUGAGAGCCCCCUGCUCCCCUUCUUCUCCAGGCUGAGCAGCCCCAGCUCUCUCAUCCUCGCCUCACAGGGCAGGUGCUCUGAGCCCUCUGUCAUCUUGGUGGCCUUCCACUGGAUACUCUUCAGUAUGCCCAGGUUUUUCUUGUUCAAUUCUGGCACCCCCAGUACACAGUACUGCAGAUGUGGCCUCACCAGUGCUGAAUUGAGGGGAAGGAAGGAUCAAUGAAUAGUGAUGAAUAAAGUUGCGGAAGCAAAUUCUAGAAAACCAUAGUCUUCAUUGGACUUCUGUCAUUCCUGCAGCAUAGGUAAUAUGCCAAUCUUUUGAUAGCUCUUAAUUUCCUUUAAGUGCUUCUUUUUUAUGUUUUUGAAUAGAAACCCUUAUUAUUAAGUAUCUGAACAUGGAUCACUUCAUAAUGUAUUUCUUAAAUCUUUUGGAAAGGGGAGGGUUAUGUCAUUUAAACAAAAAGAAAAAUGACAAGCUGGAAUUCAAGACUUGUGUAUCUUGGACCAUUGUUGGGAAGAUUUGGUGGGUGGAAGUGAGAUCCAACAAAGUGUCAAAAGGACAGAAAUGUCUUCUGUCUUCUCCUUAGGUAGUGCCUGGCCUUAUGUGUCCUGUCCAAAUGAUCUAGAGGAUUUCCCUGUUUGUGCAUCUUUAAAGGAGUUUGCAGCUAAUACAUGGAUAGGGCCAGAAUCACAAUACGAAGUUUCUGGUGAAGAUCAUUUAACUUGGGCUUGCAGCACUUGAAGGAAUUUGUUGAUGUCUGAGUGAUGCAUCUCAUUCAAUUCUUGGAGGUGAGAAUGUCAGAGCUUUUAUGAAGUGCAGUAAUUCGACUGCAAGAUUAUCUCUGACAAAAGAGCAUACUUCAAAGCAGUAGCAAGCAAUGCUGCUUCUCCUGAGUUUAGCUGAAUUAACAACUGCUGGUACAGCUUGACUACUGCUGGCUGGCAGAAAUUUCUUUUUGAGAAGAAAAGGAAGAACAAAAUAUGAACAUGUCAUCUAAAAGGAAACAUGAUAGUGAUGCAAUUUGUCCUAAGAUUAAUAUAUUUCUGUUUAAUUCAACACUUGUUUUGAAACACUUUAAAGCUCUUUUCCUGGGAAGUAAAGAAGUACACCACAUCCUCUUUUGACUUGUGAUUAUGACAAAUUAGAGAAGUUCUUCAACACUGCAAUACAAUGCAAUGCAAGAAGAUUUAUUUAUUUAUUUUUUCCUCAGAAAGAGUGGUAAAGCAUUGGAACAGGCAGCCUGGGAAGUAGUGGAGUCACCAUCUCAGGAGGUUUUCAAGACGAUAGAUGUAGCAAUUAGGUACUAGUUUUAAUGGUGAUGGAUUGGCAGUUGGACUAGAUAAUCCUAGUGAUAUUUUCCAACCUUAAAAUUUGAAAAUCUUUUGGCAUAUUGUCCACCACUUGUUCUCUAGUCAUAGAAUCAUAGAAUCUUUUGAGUUGUAAGGGACUUUAAAGGCCAUUUAGUCAAGCCCCCCUGCAAUGAACAGGGACACCCACAGCUAGAUCAAGUUGCUCAGAGCCCCAUCCAGCCUGAAGUUGGAUGUCUACAGGGAUGGAGCUGUCACCACCUCCCUACCCUACCUGUUCCACUGCUUCACUACCCUUAAACUCUUUUCCUUAUAUCCAAUCUAAAUCUCUUCUCGUUUAGUUUGAAACCAAUACCCCUUGUCCUAUCACAACAAUGAAAAAAUCUAUCCCCUUUCUUCAUAUAGCCCUCCUUCAGAUGCUGAAAGGCCACUCUCAGGUCUCCACCGAGCCUUCUCUUUCCUGGGCUGAACAUUUUCAUAUGCAAGUGUUUGGAUCUGGGAUAACAGAAUAUGAAUUAUCCUCUUAUGUCUAUUACAAACAGAAAAAGCUUUGCUCAGGGAAAUGGGAAAAUGUUCAGGUGUUACUGUAUAGUUGCACCCUUUUAUACCGGUGAGAAUGGGAGACUUGGAAAAGAGUUGCAACCAGUAGCAACUUACCUUGGUGGAUUUUUUUUUUAGUGGCAACACACUUUUAGAGAAUUAAUCCUCAUAAAUUAUUCAUUGGCCUUGCCUGCCCCUUCACAGUAAAUUCAUUCAAGAUAUGAUCGUAAACACAGAUGUUUUAAGGAGAUUCUUUUAAGUCAAAGGAACAUCUCUGUGUUCAGUUUCUUCCCCAAAGCCCGAAAGACUGAAAUUACUUCUCAAAUUUGUUAAAGUUGAUUAUUAAUUGUGUUAGUUUCCAGACAUAGCUCCACUUUGAGGCAUUGUUAAUGCUUCACACACAGCACAAUGCAUGGCCAUGUAAGGCUGAGUGUGAGCUAGGUAGGAGCUGAACAUCAGGCUAUGCUCCCUGGGGUGCAUGCUGCAAACCUUCCUGUUGGACAUACAGCUUUAUUGAUUUGUAUUCUUGUAGUGCUCCAUUUUCUAUGUAAGCAAUACCUUUAGUUGAGUAGCUAUUGCUGUAAUUUGCCUACAGUACUGUGGAUCAGCUGAGGGGAAAGUGAGGAAGGGCUUUCAGCACUUGCCUCAGACUAGGCCCAGGCAGUGAAAGGCACAUGUGUGGUACCACUUUUGUAGUUUUUGCUCUUCUACAUCUUUAAACAAUUAUUUGAUUUGGCAUUUAUCAGCAAAGCCCUAGAUUUCUGUCAGGCAGGGAAUGUUAUAUUUGAAGAGUUAAAAAAAAAAAAAAAAAAGUACUUGGAGACACUCCUGCCAUACUGCCCAUCUCAGUCUAAUCUUUUUAAUCUCUGCUGCUUUUUAAGUAUCAUUUGUUUAAAGCACAUUAAGUGGGAGAAAUGAAUUUACUGGAAGAGCAGCUUCUUUGAGAAAUAAUGAAUACUGUUGCUGAUUUGAAUCUUUGACUAUGGUCUUUUCCAGAAAAAGCAGUUGUCCAGUCUUUUAUUAAACUGCUACUUGUGGAGCUUUGUUGGAUGAACUAGGGCAUGGUAGCAGGUAGAACAGCUGAUAAGUUUGGAUUAUUUAUUUAUUAUUACUACUAUUAUUGUUUGUUCUCCUUGCCUUGGUGUACCUCACUGUGUAACCAUCUGAGUGCCUCCACGUUCAUUGAAAGCAAUCGGAAACACAAGUCCAAGUGGCUUUGCGUUCUUCCUCUGGACAGGAAACCAGAACUCAUUUUAUACAAUAGUUAAACAUUUUAAGAAGACAUAUGGCAUAGGAAAUUAUUCUGCUGUGUGUGAAGGUAUUUCCAAACUGAAAGUGUUGUUCUGACUCUUCUACCGGUAGUGGUGAAUUAUACGAGGCCACUUCCAUCUGCAGAGAGUCUGUUUCACUUGCUUGUGGUUCUGAGGCUUAUUCAAAUGCUCUCAAACAAAAUAAAAGGAAUGGAUGCAAUAACUUCUUUAUGGAAAAGUCAUAAAAAUCUACAGGGCCAUGUAAACAAAUUGGGUCAUUUACAAGAUGUUUAAGCGAUGGAUAUUCAGUCCAAAUUCGAAGGUGUGGAUUAAGUUUUACAGUCAUCUUGACUAAAUUUUGCCCUCAACAAGACUUUCUUUUUCUGCCAAGAUGUCUUUGACACUAUAGAUGACAAAUUCUCAGGAACAGUAUUUUCAAAUAUUUCAGUGCAUUCAGAGUGGAGCAGAGAAAUAGAAGAACAAUUCAAUAGUAUAAUUUGAUCCUUUUUCUGGGUAAAUGAAGGCUCUUUCUUGAUACGCGUGGUUACACUGUAAAGCUGUAGUGGAACUUCGUAGUGUUCCAGGGGAAAAUAAAUUAAAACUGUUUCCCUUCUGGAUUUAAACAUGCCUGAACUAAUUACAAAGCAACCGUUUUGGCUGUGUGCUCUAUUCAUAUAAAUAUGUUUGUACGGAACAGCAGCAACUCUGAUCCAAGUUAGAAGUCUGUUACGGAAACUUACAUUGGACCAAAUUUAAGCAUUGAAAGUCAUACCUGUGGCACAUCAACUGAAGACCUUUAUGACGCAUUUCAUUAUUCUUUCAGAAAGUGGAAUGCAAAAGAGGAUAGUAGCUUUUUUUUUUAUAAUAAAAUGCAAUCUAGAAUUAUUUAUAUACUUCAGUGUGUAUGUAAACUUACAUAGGGAGAACUAUGUCAAGUUUGGUGAAGAAGCGUUGGUGUCAGCUACUGUAGGUGCUUUCUUUGUCAUGAGAUGUGACUGCUCAGCUCUGCUAUUGCCAACAUAACUUCAGCUACCCCUCACAACUCUUCAUGAACUAAAAUGUAAAAAUAAUUUCAGAAUGAAAACAACCUGGCAAAAGUUUGGCAUGAGUUGCAAUUAACUGUACGUGUGUGAGGCUACCUAUGUAUAUCUACAGUCCAAAAUAAUGUGGCUGUAAAAAUAACUUCCUUGGAAAUUUUGUAUUUAUAUAGCCCUUUACAAGGUGAAUCAGAUGAAUGUUUCAUUGUGCAAUGUAGAUCGUAAAAACACUCGUGUUCAUGUUAUUGGCACUUGGUAUUUCAAAAAUAUUACAGUAGACUACCUCUCAAAAAAUGCGUCUCAAGGCUUCAAGCGUCUUACUAUGUAGGGUGUCUGAUGUUAUGCAAGGAGAUUCAUGCCUGUAAAUAUGUCUCUUGCUCAUUAUUAUGGUAGACCUGAAAGUGAAGUAAGGCCUUGUAAGUGAGAGCUAACAAGCAAUGACUUCAAAACAAACCUGAUUUCUAGACAAGGAGAUGAAACUUGUAUCUGACCUUACCUAAAGGCUACUUUUUGAAAUUAUUCAGGAUUCUUGCUGGAUGUGCUCUUCUCUAUUAUUAUUAUUAUUAUUAUUAUUAUUAUUAUUAUUAUUAUUAUUUUGUGUGUGUGUGUUGCAGCAAGAUUGCAAGAAAAUAAUUUUAAAAGUCAUGAUUUUUUCAUUAGCAUUUACUACCUAGUCUUUAAUAACUUAAAGGAAUAGUUGUACUCUUAUUUCUAGUAUAAGUCUCAUCCACAAAAAUAGCCUUUCAGUCUCUGUGGUAAGUGGACAUAUUCCUUCUGUCUCCUUCAGAUAUUUCCCUUGGGAGGGGAAAAAAGAAGGUAGUUUUCAACAUCACACAUUGCCAUUCUAACUUGUUUGUUUCCACCCCAUGUUUGAUAGUUAGGGGAAAGUUCACUGACUCCCUCACUGGCUGUCUUCCUGAUUUAUCUCUUUGCCAGAUACUUUCAUCAUUUCAACCCCCCUAGAGUUGCACAUUUAUUUUAAAAUCCAUCUAAUAGAAGAAAUGUCUCCUUCUCAUCCCUCCAGCUAACCAUUUGUGAAGUUUCUCCCCAAGUAUUAAAAUCAGUCAUAUCUGUUACCAGAUAAUAUAAUCUAUUCUGUAUUUAGAAGGCUUGGUAGCUAGUAGCCUUUGGCUGUUUUGUAAGAAUACAUGAAUUUGUGUUUUAUAAGAUUACACAUAUGCUAUUGAAAUAUGAAAUAACUUUCAGUGAAGCGAUUUUUAGCUCUUCUGAUCUGACUGUGUUGUUUGCACCCUCUGCUCCCUUCACAAAUGUAAUGAAGGUGUGUAUUUUUAUGUACACCAUCCUUGCAUACAAUUUAUGCAUAAAAUCCAUACGUUCAGAAAUGCCUGACACCUGGGAGCAUAGCACAUCUAUAUUCAGCUUAGAAUCUGCAACUCUAUUUUCUCUAAAAACUUCUGCUUAUCUGUCCAUUUUUUUCCUGUGGUAUGUGCUGAUAUAGAAAUGCAUGAAGUAUUUGUCUGAAGUGCUGGUUCAGCCUUAUAGUUAUUUCUUCUGAAAUGGAGACUGAAUUUGUGAUGAAUGAUAUCAUUACUGCUAAGGAUCUGAAUAUUUUGGAGAACAGUAUAUCACUUACACUCAUAAGUCCUUAAUAGAAUAAAAUCAUAGAAUCUUUUGAGUUAGAUGGCCUUUAAAGUUCCUUCUAAGUCCAACCGCCCUGCAAUGAUCAGGGACAUCUACAGCUCAGGUGCUCAGAGCCCUGUCCAGUCUGACCUUGAGUGUUUCCAGGGAUGGGGCAUUCACUCUCUGGACUUGUUCCUGUGCUUCACCACCCUUAUUGUAAGAAACUUCUUCCUUAUAGCAAAUAAAAGUCUCUCCUCUUUCAGUUUGAAACCCUUUUCCCUUGUCCUGUCACAAGAACGAACACUGCUAAAGAGUCUGUCCACAUUCUUCUUAUUUCCCCCCUUCAGAUAUUGAAAGGCCACUCUCAGGUAUCCACAUAGCCUUCUCUGCUCCAGCUGUUGCAGGGAGGGUGCUUCAUCUCUUGGAUUAUUUUUGUGGCCCUCCUCUAGACACACUCCAACAGAACCACAUUUCUUGCAGCAUUACAGAACUAAGGAGUUGGAAGGGGCCUCAAGAGAUCGUUGAGUCCAACCCACCGCUAAAGCAGGUUCCCUACAAUAGGUCACACAGGUAGGUGUCCAGAUGGAUCUUGAAUAUCUCCAUCAAAGAAGACUCCACAGCCUCUCUGGGCAACCUGUUCCAGUGCUUUGUCACCCAUGCCAUAAAGAAGUACUUUUGCAUGUUAGUAUGGUACUUUCUGUGUUCAAGUUUUAGGGCAUUACUCCUUGUCCUAUUGGUACACAUCACCUAGAAGAGCUUGGUCUCAUCCAUUUGUUUCUCACCUUCUUUUAGAUAUUUAUAAAUGUUUAUCAGAUUCCAUCUCAGUCAUCUCUUCCCCAGGUUGAACAGACCCAGAUUACUCAGCUUUUCCUCAUAUGGAAGAUGCACCAGGCCCUUAAUCAUCUUUGUGGCCCACCACUGGACUCCUCCUAGGAUAUCCCUGUCAUUUUUAAAUGGAGAAGUCUGGAACUGGGCACAGUAGUCUAGAUGUGGCCUCAUCAGGGCAGAGUAGGGGGGGAGAAUCACUUCCUUUGACCAGCUGGCCAUGCUGUUUUUAAUGCACCCUGGGAUAUCAUUGGCCUUUUUGGCCACAGGGGCACAUUUCUGGCUCAUGGCCAACCCAUUGUCCACCAGGUCCUACUCUGCAGAGCUCCUCUUCAGCAGGUCAUCUCCUAACCUGUAUGGAUGCAUGCAGUUAUUCCUCCCCAGGUGCAAGAAUCUACACUUGCUCUUGUUAAACCUCAUCAGGUUCCUCCCUGCCCAGCUCUUCAGUCUGCCCAGGUUUUGUUGAAUGGCAGCACAGCUUUCAGGUCUGUCAGCCAAUCCUCUCAGCUUUUUAUCAUCAGCAGACUUGCUGAGGGUGGACUCUAUCCCUUCAUUCCUGUCAUUAACAAAGAUGUUGCAUAAGAUGGGACCCAGCAUGGACCCCUGGGAACAACGCUAGUUACAGGCCUACAGCCAGACUCUGCACCACUGAUGACAACCCUCUCAGCUCUGCCAGUCAGCCUGUUCUCAGCCCACCUCACUGUCCACUCAUCUAUCCCACAUUUUCUAAGUUUCACAACAAGGAUGUUGUGGGAGAUGGUGUCAAACGCCUUGCUGAAAGCUAUGCAACAUCCCCAUCCACCCACCUAGUGAUGACAUCAUAGAAGGAUACCAAGUUGGUAUAGCAUGACCUCCUUUUGGUGAACCAGCCCUGACUGUUCAUGAUAACCUUCUGCUCCUCCAAUUUCUUGGAGAUGGCAUCUAGAACAAGCUGUUCCAUCACCUUUCCAGGGAUGGAGGUGAGGCUGACUGGCCUAUAGUUUCCCAAACCCUCCUUCUUGCCCUUUUUGAAGAUUAGAGUAACACUGGAUAUCCUUCAAUCUUCAGGCAUCUUUCCUAUUUACCAAAAUCUUUCAAAGACGAUAGAGAACAGUUCAGCAGUCACCUCUGCCAGUUCUCUCAGCACACAUGGAUGCAUCCCAUCAGGGCCCAUGGAUUUGUGUGCAUUGAUUUUGCCUAGGCACUCUCUGACCAGAUCCACCUUGACCAAAGGAAAAGUCUUAAUUUACCCAGACUCUUUCUUUUAACUCCAGGGUCUGGGAUUCCUGAGGGCUAGUCUUAGCAUUAAAAACUGAAACAAACACGGCAUUCAGAAUCUCCACCUUUUCAGCAUCCCCUAUUACCAAGGCACACAAUUUAUUUAGUAGGAGACCCACAUCUGGACAAAGGCUCCAGGUGAGAUCUCACCAGUGCAGAGUAGAGGGACAGGAUCACCUCCCUUGAUCUGCUGGCCACAUGAUGACUGUUAUGAGAUGUUGGGAAUGGUCAUUUUUAUUUAAUUUUGUUUAUUUAUUUAUUUAUUAACUGGAGAUUGCUACUUUAUAACUGAUUUUCAGUAUCUGCAAGAAGCAGUGUGGGGGUGGGAAAGUUGAUGCUGUGAAAUGAAUUUAGCCAGGGCUGGCAAAGGCUUUUUAAGUUCAUUUUCUUCUUGAGAGAAAGCACUGUGAUUACUUGCAAUCUUGCCUAGUACCUCAAGCAUGGCACACUUUGGGACUCUGGAGUAUGAAAGUAAAGAAAGUUCUCUUAAUUCAGUAUCUGUCUGCUUUGCAAAAUUCUCUUACUGCUUGUAGCUGGAAAGAUGGUUUUGUGUUGUUGUGAAGUAGAAAUGUAAACACAUUUUUAAACCUUGUGCUUGCUUUAUCAGUAAGAAUCAUAGAACUGAUCUGUCCCAACUAACCAAGCUUGAAAGUGCUGUGUAAUAAUACCAAGUGAAAGAGCUGUGAUGUGUUGCUGCAGUGUAACUGCUUUUUACAUAAUUACAUUGCCAAAAUUUGACCUGGUUUGAGUUCUUUGCAUUAGAGAAAAGAAACUGAUGCUGUGGCUAUGGUAUGUCUAAUGCUGACUGAUAGUUUUACAGGAUCUGUAGCUUCUCUUUGAGUCUAAAACACUACCACUGAAAGUACUGGGUCAGGGCUGGAAUAAUGCCCAUGCGUAAAGCUGAUUUCUCUUGCUUGGUAUUUUAAACAAGCACUGAAAAUCCCUUAUCUUGUUACUGAUUCUGAUUCAUUAGAAACUGUUUAAAAUGUUUCACCAUAGAAUAGAUGUUUAGUUUUCUUAUGGAAAAUGGCAACAGCAAAGUAUUCAUUCCUAGCAGCAGUUUCUUAAUGAAUGGACUUUAAUUACUUCAAUUUAUAGUUAUGUACACUUGUAUGUGGUUUGUUCUGACAUUUUUAUGUAUGUGGGUCCUUAAUGUUUGUUUGUUUUUGUUCUUUUUAUUGAGGUAAUAUUGUUUGAUUAAAUUGACUUGUUCAGCUUUUUUUCACUUUCAGGAAGUAUUUAUUAAACUUUAUGUUCAGCAUUCAAAUUUCAGAAGAGAAUAUAUUCUUUGUAGUUUUAAAAAGCAACCAUCUCUUGUUUUUGGUUUACUUAGGCAAGAAGUGAAAAUAUUGGAUCUGAAACUAUUUAGACUGUAUUAAAAGUGGUUUAACAUUAUAUUAAACAGAUCCUCAGAACAAUAAAUUGAGUUGUUUAUGGGCUAAAUAGUAGGCUUGUAUGUAUGUAUAGGUGAAGACCAAGUGAUGCUAGGUAACAUGACGAAUAGUGUUUCUAUUUCACCAUCAUUUUCCAAUAUUAAGGAAGAAAGGAUUCUUUCCUGGUCUUCUACAUGUCAGCUGUUCUUACAUCUAUUUAAUUCCAGGCAGUAGAGGCUGUUGAAUAUGUGGAUCCAUACUCAACUUGUAGUUUGAAUGUGGCCAAUAUGAUCCGCAGAGAUAAAAAGAUAUACCAUCUCAUCUGUAUCUGUACUGCAUCUGGUUCAUGCCAUCUUGUUUUGGAAUUUGCAUCUUCACCCAGAUGUUGCUACUGAACAUGGAAUAGAGUAGCUAUUUAUUUCUGAAUACUGUACCCCUGCCUCUCUAUAGGACCUCAGAAGACAACACCUGUUGUUGUUGUUCUUUAAAUGAAUGGUCUUUUAAGUCAGAGCACCUUUUUUGUGUAUGUGUGUCUACAGUUAUGUUGGCAAUACAAUGUCAAAUAUAACAGUACAUUGGUGUUAGAUUUUAGUCACAGUUUAGUCACACUGAUUUUUUGGUUACAUUAUCUCCUUUCCAUCUUUGCUUUCAGAAUAUUCAUUGCUUUGAAGUCCACCUUACAAAGAUUUUGUAAAGUAAUUAAUAUUUAUGAUUGUAUUUAAUUUUCUUCCAUCCUCUCUUUAGUCAAAUCAUUAAUAUGAAGGCAGCGCUAACAGUGCUGUUUAAUGUAGUGCACUCUAUUCUAUGCACUAGAAGUUUAUUGGACUUUCUGCUCACUUGAUUACCAAUACUUACUAAUAGUGUAUUGUCUACCUCUACUUCCCUAUAUUUGUCUAAUGACAGUACUUUGGAUAAGUGUCAUAGAUACAAAGAUAUAAUGAAGAGUUUUUCAUUAAUGCACCCAAGAAGUUUCUUCAGUGUAUGAGAAAUUGCCCUGAACUUAGGAAGAAAUUAGUUUUCAUUGCUAGGAGAAAAUUAUAUGAUGCACAUCUUCAAGAUCAAGCCACUGUCAUUAAUCAAAGCCUGGAAAAAGGAAACAUCUAGCAAGGUGACUUCUUUUUCAGACUUUUGAUUACAUUCAUAAAACAUGAAAUUAAAUAAGCUCAGCAAUUGUAUUCAUGUUUGCUAUGAUGGUUGUUCCUGUCUAGCUAUAAAACUCAUUUACAGGGUCUGAAUUGCUUUCUUAUCUGAAAUAAAUAAAUAAAAUAAAAUAAAAUUCCAGUAAUAGUUGAAAUGCAAUAAAGGUUAUUUAUGGAAAGAAGUGUUUUUAGGAUGAAAGCUAAUCAUACUUUCACAUUUUGAGCAUUAUUUUCUUUUUACAGUACUUUCAGUGCCUCUUCUAAGCUGUGUAGAAGGGCUUCUACCUCGUUUACAUUUGGAGUGAUAAAAUAUUCAUAGACAGAUGUGAAACUGUGCAGUUGAUAAGGAGUUAAAAAGUAGUUUGAUUAGAAGUGUAAAAAGUCUCUUCUGUAGUUCGCAGGAUAGCUGAGCAUUUUUGGAUGCAUUGUAGCACAGAGAAGCAGUAUAUCUGAAAAUCCAGACAUGUGAAAAAGAAAUCAGUGUUAAAAGCUAUGUAUUGGAUUAAAAAAAAAAAAAAAAAAAAAAAAAAAAUUACAGAGGGCCACACUGCAUUAGAACCUGUCUUUCUAUCUAUUUAUCCCUUUUGUUAAAAGUAGAAGGCCAAAUGAUGAUUACCAAAUGUGGUUGAACAUUUUUUUCUAAUGUUGUGCAUGAAUGACUUUUAUUUUACAAGUCUAUUAGACCUAUCACCUGAUUAAAAUAUUAUGUAAAGGUACUGAAAAUGAGAGUUGGGAAAUUUUUCACCAUUAGGACAUGAAGCUGAAAACAGCAAAGUCUACAAUCUAGUUUUCAUGUAGAAUGUAAAAUACUGGCCUGCCUUGUUUUUCUAUGGCAUGAGAAGCUAAGAACUCUUUUUGAGACCCUGUUCCUUAUAAUAUAGGGUUUGUGUGACUGUUGCUAUUUGAACGGGUAGGUCUUGCUGAACUUUUGAUACACAAGCUUCCAAUGGUUUCCUGAGGCUGCUCUAUGUUGGCAAGUCACAGGCAUUGUAGUUAUUAGCCCAUAAUGAUCAAUGUGAGUGGAGACUUCUUUUCUUAGAGGAAGAAAUGAAUUCUGUGCCAUUUUCUUUCACUUGAUGUUAAUCAAAGAGUUCAUAUCCAGGAAGUAGAGAGAAACUAAUACUUGGUUCUUACUGAGACUUUCUUCCAUGUAAUAUGUUUAUAAGUCUGAUGAAGCACAGAAAAAGAGGCAGAUCCCUAGGCUUUUUAUCUGUGUUAGAUUCUCAACAUGAGCAAUUUCCAUUUUUCCUCUGUUGUCUCUUUGUGCACUGAAAUCUAAAUGUUGGAUGCGGCCUUUGGAAUUGCUUGUCUUUUAAGAGCGGUUUAAAGAGACCACUUCAUACCAAUGGUUUUCAUUGUUUAGAGCAAAUGGUAAGUUUUAAAAAUCAAAAUCCAAGUACUGGGAAGACAAAAAAAAAAAAAAAUGUCAACAGAAAAAUAGUAUUUCUGUCUCUGAAAAUUGUGGCUCAUCUUCUUUGGCACACGCUUAUGUUGCCACUUGGGGCAGUAAGAGACAGCAAACUAUGCAAUGGUACCUUGGUGAAAAAGUAGAUUCAGUGUAACCAUGUUUUGUCUUCUUGUUAUUCCUGGCACUUAAGAAAAAAGAGUAAUUUAGUAUUUCCUGAAAUAGUUCUGAGCAGAAACAAGGCUCCCACCAGGAUUUCUUUCCUUCCUUGAACUGUUAAUUUUUUUGCGAGGGAUGAGGAGCUCUGCUCAGAGAGCUUAUGUUAUAAGUGUACAUAUUUUGUAAAAAACAAAACACUGAACAAUUAUAAAAUAGCAGAAACACAAUGUUAUGCCCCCUUUCAAGAGUCAUGGUUACAGUUGAGUGCCUGUAUUCAUAAAUCGUGCGGAGGCAGUCUGUGUGGAUAGUAAUUGCAAUUUGUAGGGCUACAGGGAAGCUCUAUGAGAACGUAAACUAUUUACUUGAAAAGUUUUGGUCACAGUACUUGUUUUUCUCACAGUGAGCACUGAGAGCUGCUGCACACCAGAGUUUCUAGAUAAAGAGGAGGACACUUGGUCUAACUCCCUGUAUUAUAUUUUAAAAAUAUAUUUGUUUAUGUGAAAGUAACAAGAACUUUGAACAGAUUUUUCUUCUUUUCUGAUCUCUCGAAAGAAGGGCCAUUUUGAGCCUGACUUCAUUUGGGAUUGCAAGCUGUCUCCUAGUUGUGAUGCAGCAAAUGACCAUAAAAGUCAGUGGGUGGUUUGGUUAAAGAGGGAGUUGUGGAAAACAAGCGCGUUCCUGUGGUAAGAUUCUGGGAGAAGGAAAAUGAAGAAAAAUAAAUUCAAGAGGAUCCAUUUUAAGGCUCUUAAAAACAACAACAAUGAAAGAAAAGUGGCUUUAGCUUUAAUGAAUUCUGCUUCUUGUUGUUGAUGGUGCUAUUGGUGUUCUUUCUUUUAUUGUGUUUUGUGUGUGUGAGACCUGGAGACUUGCUUUUUUUUAUUUUUAUUUUAUUUUUAAUAAUGUUUUGUUUAAGUAAACUGAGCCUGGAAGGAAAAGGGUGUGAUCCCGACAGUGUUGAUUUUUGGUGAGAAAGGUCAGCAUCUUGCACCUGCCAAAAAGAUUUCUGUCAGAAAUGAUCAGAUGUGUAUUUAUGGAUGGAUGGGGUAACAAGAGAAGGAAGGGGACCUUGAAUAACUUCUGUUUGUAAACAGUCCUGUAACCCCUGGAAUCAUCUUCUACAGAAAAAAAAAAAAAAAAAAAAAUUAAAUGGUCAGUAUGAGGCUAUCAAUGCUCCUAGGUAUUGUGAAUUGGUGCUUUCUAAACAGUGUGGGAAGAGAUUUUACAACAUGCUCCUUCCCACCUUUAUGGAACCUUAGUUUAAAGGUUCCAUAAAAACCCCUAGAGGGUUCAGUGUACCUCACAGGCUGCCCAGAUGGUAGCCGAUUUGGGGGAAACAGAGUGCCUAAAAACAAGGCAUAAUAUUAGGCUGGUAGAAGGAGCCAAGGUGCUCCCAGUUAUUAAGACCAGAAAAGCUGCCCCAUAGACACUCCAAUCAGGUCCCAUACCAGUGUCUCAGAAACAAAUGUUUAAUGAUCUAAUAUGGUCUGGGAUGGUCUUUACUAAGAUCAAUUGGCAGCCUAAUCAUAUUUUACUUCAACUGUGGGAACAACUACGAGAUGAUCAGAAAUUUCAAAAUACUCCCAAAAGAUCAGGAGUAUGAAUAAUCCAACAAGAACCAACAAGAACUUGGAACUUAGAGAACUUUAUAGUCCCUAAUAGAAGAAAAAACCUCCUCAAGCGACUUGGGCUGCGAUGCCCAAGCUGCUUGAGGAAAAAGAUCUGGCCAUAGGACAGUUUAUGACAUGACAGUGGAUGUUAGUUCCCCUGUAACUACGACCUCCAGGUGAGACCAGAGGCCCUAUGUCGAACUAGCAAUGUUUUGGUCCUGGAAAAAUGUACAAUGAAUCACGGCACUGGUGGACACAGGUGCAGAAACUUCAAUUGUCUAUGGUGAUCUGACUAUAUUUCAAGGAGAAAGAAUAAUGAUUGGUGAUUUUGUGGGGCAGACCAUUCUGGUCACCCAAAUGUGGUUGAAAUUAGGGGUUGGGCGUCUCGUGCCCCAGGAGUAUUAAGGUAUCUAUUGCCACAGUCCCAGAGUACAUCUUGGGUAUAGGCUUUUUAUGGGGUCUGGCUCUCCAGACAACUGUGGGAGAGUUCAGACUCCAACAGAGGUGUAUUAGUGUCCAGGCAGUGCAGGCGAUACUGAGAGGCCAUGUGAAGCAUGGACCUAUUUGCCUGCCAGAACCACACCAGAUUACUAAUGUAAGACAGUAUGGACUCCCAGGGGGGAAAGAUGAAAUACCAAGGACCGUACAGGAGUUAGAAAAAGUUGGGAUUAUAAGACCUACACAUGGUCCACAUAAUUCCCCCAUAUGGCCAGUGUGAAAGUCGGAUGGCACAUGGAGAAUGACAGUAGAUUAUAGAGAAUUAAAUAAGGUAACACCUCCUGUUCAUGCAGCUGUACCCAAUAUUGCCUCCUUAAUGGGUACAUUGAGAUAAAAACCUAUCACUGUGUCCUAGACUUGGCAAAUGCAUUCUUCAGUAUUCCAAUUGCUGAAAAUUUGCAGGAUCAGUUUGUAUUUACAUAGGGAGGCAGGCAGUGGACCUUUCAGGUCCUGCCACAAGGGUACAUACAUUUGCCAACGUAUUGCCAUAACCUAGUGGUGCAUGACCAGGCAAAUUGGAAAAAACCUGAUAAUGUUAGCUUCUAUCACUAUGUUGAUAAUCUCCUGUUGACGUCUGCCUCACUGGAGACAGUAGGACAGGUAGCAGAUUCAUUGACUACCUAUCUGCAAGAAUGAGAAUGAGCUAUAAAUCCUCAGAAGGUGUAAAGUCCAGGACUGUCUGUGAAAUUUCUGGGGGUAGUUUGGUCUGGAAAGACCAAAGUACUACCCAGUGCUGUCAUAGACAAGGCAUUCCCAGUCCCUACAACACCAAAGCAGCUGCAGGAGUACUUAGAUAUACUGGGACAUUGGCAUUCCUUUAUACCUCAUUUAGCACAGCUGCUGAGACCACUAUACAGACUCAUGAAAAAGGGACAACUAUGGGACUGGGGGAGAACAGAAUACAAGGCUUUCCAGUAGGCAAAACUGGCAGUUAAACAAGCCCAGGCAUUGGGUGUAUUUGAUCCUACCCUCCCAGCUGAAUUGGACGUUCAUGUCACUCAGGAUGGCUUUGGCUGGGGCCUGUGGCAAUGCCAGAGUUCUGUUCGGACACCCAUCAGGUUCUGGGGGUUCUUCAACUGCUAGUCAACCAUCAAUCAUCUUAUAUUAUGUAAACCUGCAUCGUGAUGAGAAAUUGUAUAAGCAUUGUGGUGCAUCAGAUCUUUAUAUUAGGGAAGGCUCACCCUUCAACCAGCUCUGUCAUUGGUUCACACUGUGAAGGGUGGAGUGUAUGGGAAAUGUUGAGUCAUGGCCUGAACCACUUGAGCAUCUGGGGAAAGGAGCCAGUCAGCCCUGGGAGCACAGGUGAAGGUAAUUCACCUGUGUGACCAGAAGGGGUGGAGCCUGGCUCCACUUCUCUUAGCCCCUCCCAUUUAAGGGCUGACUGCCACUGGGAAAGGAUUCCUGUUUGGAGAUCCCUCCCUUGUGGCAUCUUUUUUGUUAGCCUAGAUCUUUGCAGAUGGGUGAGCACUUUUACUUUGAAAUACAAUCCUAUCUGUGCUAGUCCCUUUGCUAUUACACUCUUCUAUCACCCUUCUACCACAUUAAUCUUUCUGAUUGUAACAGAUAUGUGUUGUAUAAUCCUGUUACUGAAGCUCUGCACAUGGGAAUGAUGCUGAGAAAGUUCUUUGUGCUGCACUCAGACCUGGGAGUGCUGGGUACCACAGUAGUACAGAUCCAUAAAUUUCACUGCAGCAACCUCUUUCCAUGUUCUGUUUCAAGUACAGCAUUGUUAAUGCUGUUAAGAGAUGUUGGUAUUCAGGUGGUGACUGUAAAAAUGGGAAGCAAAUGCUCUUUAGCAUUCUUUCUUAAGCACUAGGCAGCUAUGUCAAGUAGUGGUCUGUUUGUUUUGGCUUCUCUUUUCUUCCCAUAGACUUUUUUUCCUUUGGCUAUUAUACUAUCAGGACCAGAAUCUAUUCCUCUAUGAAGCCUCUUUGUAAGAGCAGCAGAGACUUUCUUCUACCUUAUCAGUUCAAGGAACAGAUCUAGUGGCUGAAUUUGUCUGAAGAGCCCUUUUCAGUGCUGUUGGCACAACACAAAUUUCUAAAGGAGAACUGAAAGCAGCAUGGAAAUUGUGACCCAUUUGCUAAUGUGUAGUUGUAGGAAACUUUCUUUUGCAUAAGAUCCAGAGAUGUUUGUCUUAAUAUUGUAAUGACAAUAAAUCACCCUUGCUGACUACUUCAGCUCCCCAGUGGGAAAGUAGGUGGGCUCCUUGGUGGAGGCAAUGGAAUUGACAUCUCAUGAAGGAAGUACUCCUCUUAUACUGUUUUCCCUUGUCCUCUUUCCUACUUGUCUUAUAUAUGUAAGAAAGUUUUCUGGAAUUUAACAGGUAAUGCCAUGUCUUCUGUCUAGCUUGUGCAUGAUAGUGAAUUACUGCCCCAUGCCACUCCUCUAACAAAAUUUUCUAGGAUUUCUUAACUAUUUUUAAAUGAAGAGAAACAGACCUUUCAGAAUACCAGGUAUAUACCAGAAUGUAUCUCUUUAGUUUCUCUGGAAUCAGUGUUUGGAAGCCAUCCUGCCCUUAGGUGUGUGUUUUUAAUUGCAACCAAAACAAAAAUAUUUGCUAUUAAAUAAGUAUAUUAAAGAGAGAAGCUGUGUAUCUGAUGGCUUGUGCUCUGAAGUUCUAAUUGUUAUGUGCACAAUAAAUAGCACCUACUUAGUGGAUAAUCCCCAUUAACCACAUCAGGGAGAGGUGACAAGAUAAGGACUAGGUAGCAGCAGCUACUUGUUUUCUGUUUUGUUGUUGUAUUUUUUUUUUUUUUAAUCCUGAUGUUCUGGACUUCAUGAUACAGCACUGUUAUGUUUAGACUAUAGAACUGAAAGCUCAGCUUUCAAUUUACACCAGGAAGUUACUUGGUAAGCAUGUUUUUAUUUGGGAUGACUUACAAGAAAUGUUUUUCAGGAUUGCCUUCUAUGUUUAAAGAUAACCCACAAUUCAGCUGAUAGGCUGUCUUUUGUGAGGGCACUUGUUUGUUAUUUUAUGGAUUCCUAGAGGAGGAAUGAAGUCCGCAGUUAUGCACAGCCUAACACAUGCUCUGAUGAAGACAAAGUGAUGCUUUCAGUAGCAUUGGGCAAGUCUAUUGGAAGAGCUCCUGCUGCCAGAUAAGCCCAGAUCCUAGUGGGGAUCAUCACUGAUGUUCCUGAAGCUGGGUCAGUGGCUGCAUGCCAGCAGGUCCUGUCUUUGGGAACCUUUCAGAGGGGAAGGUGCUCACUGUGAGAUAUCCCGUGGCUGAUUCUGAAUCCAAGGCUGAGCAGUUGGGCUUCUUUCCUCUCAGUCUGCCAUAUCUAUCUAGGGAGGGGCCACAGGUGCUGGGGAAGGAGAGGAAAGAAAUAGAUUGUUGCACUAACCGAAAAAAUGCUUAUGAACCCCUCCCAUAUUUGUCUUGAUGUGGAGAAUGUGAUGUGGUUUUAUUCACUAAAAUAACCAGACUUCUAGGAAAAUGUAGGCCAAAGUGAUCCCAUGCAAGGGGAAAUGUACUGGAAAUCUCAGAUUGAGUUGCUGGUACUUCCUUUUCUGGCUCGCUUUCAGCUGUGCCUGUGAGCGCAAAGGAAUGGCAUGUAUUUAUACAUUUGUAAAUAAGGUCCUGCACAUUUUCCGCUUGAGAACAUGCUCUCAGCCCUUUUAUGGUUGGGAAGGGGUGUUUUCCUCUGCCUGUGAGCUGCCAGAGAACUGCACAUUUCCAAGCGUGCUGCUCCAAAACUUGUAGAUAAUACUGUGUAUUUAAAUCUGAGUUUAAAUAAGGAAGUUUGGGGAAUUGAAAGCAAAAAGUCUUUUUUUCUUUUUCCAAUAGAAAUUUACUUUAGAAAAAAUAAACAGGUUUUUCAUUCUGUACUCCUGCUAACACAGGAGCCUCAGUCAGCUAUUUACUUAAAAUAACGCUUAGGUCAAGCUCCUGUGACCAUAUUUCUUUUUCAAAAUAUUUAUCAGGAAAGACCUAAUUGAUAACAGCUUAUUAGGGGAUUGAACUCUUCCUGAAGAUGCAAUGUCAGCUGAUUAUAGUGUAUCAAUCUACUAGAUCAAUAGUAUUCUUAGAAUAAUUGAUUUUUGUUUAAAGUAAUAAUUUAAAAAAUGACAAAAAAAUUUCCUAAAAUACUACCUACUACCAGUCUAUACUUUCACUUAUUGGUGACAUUUCUGAUUAGCGAUAUCCAAUCCCUUAUGUUUGAUGCAGAACACUUAAAUGUCACUGUCAUUAAUGUAAUAGUAUUUUUUUACUUUGAUUUUGUUAAAGGAGACGCAAAUACAACAGUUUACUUGCAAAUCAGUUGGACUGCAGAGAGCCUAAAUAAAUGUUUUCUUUCUUUUAUGUGGAAUAUUGAUCUGUUUUAGGGAAAGUAGUAUGCAAUACAAAAUAUAUGUCCAGGUAGGGCUUCAUUUUCCACUGACUGUAUGGCUUUUGACAAUCACAGCUUUGAAGACUGCAGAUAUACUGGAGUGGGUCAUUUGAAGCACUUGAAAUACUCUUCAACUAUUACAGAAUUCUUAUUUUUUUUUUAGCUACUAAAAAUAUUUUUAGUACUAAUGCUAUGGUGCACAUAGUACUCCAGUCUAGCUGCUACCCUAAAGACUUCAAAUAGUUUUUCUUUAAAUCAGACGCUUGCUGUCCUCAGAUAAAACUGUGAAACUAUAAUUCUUCCUGGAAAAGAAGGAAGAAAGACUGGAGGAGGAAGAGUAAUGGGUUGCUGACUACUAAAAGGGUUAGAUUUCCAAAUUUUCACUCAGUUUCCCAAAGCUGCCUUACACUGGAAGGUGGGAGACUUGCCAUUUAUUUUUUUUCCAAUUUCUGUCCCAUUUAAUUAGGUCAAAAUAUAAUGUUCAGUUUGCUGUGAUUUUAAUAGCAGUGUGUUUCAUAAGUGAUGAGAAUAUACUGUGAGUUUUAGGGCUUUUGUACACUUUAAAUAUUCAUUUAUGACUUGAGAUAAAGUGUUUGGGAAUCUCACUUUGUUGUAAUCACAGUUUAUUAUUUUUAGGCUGAUAGAUCUGUUUCAUGGUUCUUUGGUUAUAUCAGCCUGCAAGUGCUGCAUUGGUGCAUGCUUCAGUUUAGACUGUAGCAGUCUAAAUUUGCUGCGUGUGUGUUUUGAUUCAGUCAGUAGAAGUGGAAAUUCUGGCAAGAAUUAAAUUCCUGAGGUUACCUGGCAGAUGGUUUCAUGAUAGAAGGAGCUUUCUCUCCAAGGUCAUGUUAUUGCAUUACCCAGUAUUUAUGUAAUCUUUGAAAAUAUGUAGUUAAACACUUCUUAAGAGUUAGGUACUACUUGUAUUUGUUAUUCUUGCACAGGCCCAAAACACUUCAGCUUUGUGGGACUUCAUCUUUUCUCUUUUUUAAGCAUAAAGGAUUGGCUGUGGAAAUAACUCCUUUGGGUGGCAUGGCACCAUGGUUUUAUUGAUCAGAAGAAACAGGCAGUGGGAAGCAUGAUGACAUGACACCCAAGAUGUGUGAGUUUGCCUAUUGCUGGUUUACACCCAGGUGAACUCAGCUGCAGCUUGCCAUGUCUUGCUUGUGGAGGAGCUGGUAACUCACAUUCUUGUCUAAUUUACAUGUGUGGAGGCUGGGAAGGCUUUAUUGGGGAGAAAACAACUGUGAUGAUCUCCUGUCUUAAGAUAAGCCAAGAAAAUAAUUCCUUCUCCAAAGAAGUGAGAAUCACUGACAUAAUAGGCUUCCCAGGGCACUUUCUCAAUUUAGCUCUUCAUUACUCUGCUAGGCUACAAGUCCCAGAGCCACCAGUUAAUUAGUGGCGUAAUCCUCAACUUUCUUCAGCCAGAGGCAAGAAGCAAAGCUAGUAUUUAAGUGUGGAAAGAAGUGAGCAGGAUUAAAACAGAGAAAAAAAUCAGGCCUCAGGGGGAUCUUCUGUAUUCCUAGAGCUUGAUUAUUGUUGUCACUAAAUGUGCUAAAUUAUUGCUUGAGUCACAAGGUGUGCCAUGUGUCUGCAAAUAUGUAUCAAUAAUAAGGCAUCUUUAACUAAAAUAUAUACCUUAGACUGGAAUGUGUCUCUGUGAAGUCUCUCUCUACAAACCGGGACACCAUUUUACUCUUUUUUUUUCUUUCUUAUCCUUUUUUUUUUUUUUUUUCCCUAUCCAUCUGCAUAUGAGAUUAGUUGCCUUCUGUACUGCUUUUCCACUCCUAACCUGUUGUGAUUUUUCUUGACAGCUCAUUGUAUGAGUUAUUUUAUGUUCAUUGUCACUGAUGAUUUCUAAUGAUGUCAUUGUUGAAGGCAAGAGUCUGGAUCAGAGGACUUCUCAAAGGUCACAUUGAUCUCUCAUUGGUUCCUGUAAUUGCCCAGCAAACUUGCUUGCCCACUGGCCUUAACACAGCAUCAUGGAGCCAAUUAAUGCUUCAGAGGAGACUCACAACUCUGACUGGCUAAACUGGGGAAAUCUUUUGUGUAAGAUGCAGUGAGUACUUUAAUCCCGACCUGGAAGCUCUCUGGAAGAAAAGUUAAGCUGCUGAUCAGGUGCUUUUCUUGAUUAUGGUCAAAAUGUUGAGUAUCUUGUGGGUUCAUAUCUAUUUCUUCUGAUCUAGCAAGUAGUAAUGUUUAAAAUGCCAAGGUUUGUUAUGUGCUUCUAUUUCAAAAAACUCUAACGUAGCAUAUCGUUGAGCUUCUAGCAUGGUCAAAUCACAAAUGGAGGUAAUUUGCACCUAUCUGUACUUACUGAAUUGGCAAGCCCUCUUGUUCUCAUGUUGUAUUGUGUAUAGGUUUGGUCACUUAAAGGCCUCCUCUUGCUUGGACUGGUGAUAGACCAGAUGGCAUCCUCUAUUACCACUGAAACUGAAAAUGUUGCUAUAUAUGGAAAAUAAAGGAACAAAACUCUGCUGCUAUGGAAUUAUCAAUGAAAAGUCCCAAAGACAAAACUUUAGGAAGUGCAAAAAUGUAUCAAGUGUGCAGGAUCCUCAGCAUGAGAAAAUAAUAACUGUGACUUCUAAUGGAAGUAUUCACAGCCCCAAGUUUCCACACACAUACCCACGCAAUACUGUACUGGUGUGGAGAUUAGUAGCAGUAGAUGAAAAUGUAUGGAUACAACUUACUUUCGAUGAAAGAUUUGGGCUUGAGGACCCAGAAGAUGACAUUUGCAAGUAUGACUUUGUAGAAGUUGAAGAACCUAGUGAUGGCACUGUUUUAGGGCGCUGGUGUGGUUCCAGUAGUGUGCCAAGUAGACAAAUCUCCAAAGGAAACCAGAUCAGAAUAAGAUUUGUGUCUGAUGAAUAUUUUCCUUCUCAACCCGGAUUCUGCAUCCAUUAUACACUUCUUGUGCCACACCACACAGAAGCACCUAGCCCAUCAUCGCUACCCCCAUCAGCUUUGCCACUAGAUGUAUUAAACAAUGCUGUUGCUGGAUUUAGUACUGUGGAAGAACUUAUCCGGUACCUUGAACCAGAUCGGUGGCAGCUGGAUUUGGAAGACUUGUACAGGCCAACGUGGCAACUUCUUGGAAAGGCAUAUAUUCAUGGGAGAAAAUCAAGAGUGGUUGAUCUCAACUUGCUAAAGGAAGAAGUGCGGCUGUAUAGUUGUACUCCUCGCAACUUCUCAGUGUCACUGAGAGAGGAGCUGAAGCGAACUGACACCAUUUUCUGGCCACUGUGUCUUCUGGUUAAGCGUUGUGGUGGAAACUGUGCCUGUUGUCAUCAGAACUGCAAUGAGUGCCAAUGUAUACCAACAAAAGUCACCAAAAAGUACCACGAGGUUCUUCAGCUGAAGCCAAGGAGUGGUGUCCGAGGACUGCAUAAAUCACUGACAGAUGUACCCUUGGAACACCACGAGGAGUGUGACUGUGUAUGCAAAGGGAAUAGUGAAGGAUAAACAUGAUUUAAUUGUGCUGUUUUCUUUGAAGCACAUUCAAUCCUUGCUGAUUCUAUUAUGGGGCUUGUGCAUUAUCUCCUUCUGUAAUCUCAGUUGUUUGCUUUGGGGAACUUCCAUCUUCAAGAUUUACAGUGAGCUCUAAAAAGAGAAGCAAAACUGGGAUUAUGUGAUGUAUGACAGCUCUGUUUGGAGGCCCAGUUAAAGGACGGGAGAAAGGCAUCAAUGAGGGAUUUAAAAUACAUGUUGUUGUUGGUUUUGUUUUUUUUUUUUUUUCUUUUUGUCCCCUCCAGUUUUCUUGACAAUACAUGGAUUUAUAAUUUAGGAGUAAAAAUAAAGUUAGGAGGCUUGCAUCAUGGAGACUUGAUCCUGCUGGCUGUUUCAUUUCUACACCUCCAGAACAUCUGGCCCCUAGCUGAAAACAUCUGAAAUCUUUCUGUGUUCAACUACUCCUAUGUACUCGAAGCAUUCUCUGUUUUAUAAUUUGGUUUAUAACAGACUGUCUUGUUCUGAAUUAAACUUAAUUUGUCUAACGCUGGUAGGAAAGACUGGAUUUUUUCAUAUGCUCUAGUAAAGCUCCUGCCUUUUAGAAAGAAGACUGGACAAUAACAUGAGCUAAGGAAGAAAACAUUGAAAAGAACAAUGCCUUUAUUCUUAAUACUAUGGCCGAUGAGAUGAUUUUUUGUUUGUUUGUUAUUUUUAUUGUGUACAUUUUUAUACUCUUCUUUUUGACAAUAUAACUAUUUGCUUUUCUAAACUUGUUAAAUAUAUCUAUUUUUACCAAAGGUAUUUAAUAUUCUUUUGUAUUACAAUCUAGAUCAACUAUUUUUUAGUUUUAUGAAUCUUUAAAGACAGAUUUGUACAGCUCGAGGAACAUAGAAGAGAUUACAAUGGGAUAGGAGCACUAUAUUUUUACUUAGUUGCUACACAGUGAAAAAGUUUUUUUUUUGUUUGUUUGUUUUUUUUUAAACCUGCAAGCAUGGUAAUAAUAAAAAGCUCAAAGCUUUGCUAGCUCCAUGAUACUGAAUAUACAAGAGAUGGACAUUACUAUAUGGACAUUACUAUAAGUGGUUUCAGAAGCUGAUGUUAAAAAUUCCCUCUCUCCAUUCUAGCUUGUGUUCCAGUAGAAAUGAGAUGAACAUAGAUAGAUGCAUUGUGGCUUGUUUAACUUUUUAGUUUCUUAAAAGUAGGAUGAUCUACAACAUAAGUUCAGUGGCUUAUAGCCUUCAUGAUGCAUCAUUGUCAUGGGAAGGCAACCUUGUUAACAUUGAAGUGUAUGGUUUUCCACUGACUUAUCACUGUUUAAAUCCUGUUCACUCAUGGGAUUGUAACAUUCUUCAGUACAGUUAGAUCAACUAUGGUUAUGUUCUGUACUUUAUAUCCUCUAACCAAUACACUUAUCCCACCCUAUUCAAAUUGAAAAGAAAACAGUAAAAUAUUUUGCUUGUAAAAUGCUUUAACAUUAUGCCUAGUUUAUUUUUAUUUUUAUUUUUUACUAUUGGAUUGUAAUGAAUCACCAAAUAAAGUAAUAAUGCUAAUUUUGGGAGAAA
Gallus gallus (chicken) is the source of this 26405-nucleotide messenger RNA. It is a transcript of the gene PDGFC, whose product is annotated as platelet derived growth factor C. The record is from RefSeq and is a predicted model, not a curated record. Gene Ontology annotation, biological process: positive regulation of protein autophosphorylation; positive regulation of MAP kinase activity; positive regulation of phosphatidylinositol 3-kinase/protein kinase B signal transduction. Bases 23836 to 24858 code for a protein of 340 amino acids. Gene Ontology annotation, molecular function: platelet-derived growth factor receptor binding; growth factor activity. Gene Ontology annotation, cellular component: membrane. NCBI's taxonomy places the organism in Eukaryota, Metazoa, Chordata, Aves, Galliformes, Phasianidae. The transcript is spliced from 6 exons.